Molecule: messenger RNA, 3002 nt
Organism: Zingiber officinale
Lineage: Eukaryota; Viridiplantae; Streptophyta; Magnoliopsida; Zingiberales; Zingiberaceae
Product: serine/threonine-protein kinase D6PK-like
Exons: 3
Coding region: 362-2761 (799 amino acids)
Biological process (GO): protein phosphorylation
Cellular component (GO): cytoplasm; nucleus; plasma membrane
Molecular function (GO): ATP binding; protein serine/threonine kinase activity
Source: RefSeq, a predicted model, not a curated record
ACCUUCACAGCUAUGAAUCUGCUUGUCCUUGUGAAGAGAGUUAAGUCACCUGCCGAUUUUCUCUCUCCCUCUCUUCCUCUCUCUCUCUCUCUCCUAAACCCUAAUUGGCGGAUCGUUUGAGUCCCUUGGAAAUCGAUCGCCCUGCUUCUCGACUUCUGCUUCGAGGUCUUGAUUGGGCCGUGGGAUCUGUCCCUCGGCGGCGAAUCUAAUCAUUGUUUACCGUGAAUUUAAGUCAUUGCUUGGUGUCUCACAAUGAUACUUCACUUCGCUGUAACAUGGAUUUCUUUGAGAUGAUCUAUCCAUUUGAUAUUUGAUCAACAUUAAGGUGGUUUUUUCUCCAGUCAUUGAGCAAUUAUCAGAUAUGUCUGGUGGCACUUCUGAGAUUGUUGAGACAAAUGAAGACCCAACUAUGGCCAGUUAUUAUGAUGGAUCAAAGAUUCCAAGUACUAAGCUCAAACCAAAUCUCCAAGAUGGUAAAUGCCAAUACAAGGAAGAUGGACUUGACCAAUUUUUAAGAGCGAUAGAUCUCAGGACAUCGAGGGUUUUUAGUCCUAGUCCUUCAGGGAUAGAUUUGUUGCAUAAGAAUGCUUUGAAGAAAGCACUCAGAGGUGGCACACCUCGAACGUCAGGAACAGGAAUGCCAGAAUCUGUCUCCUUAAAACAGGCUUUGAGAAGAUUAUGCAUUUCCCAAGCAUCAGAGAUGGCUGCCAUGAAGAGGUUAUCAGGGGCCUCUGAAGCUGUAACAAUUGAGAGGCUUUAUGCUUCGGUGGUGGUCCAAACAAAUGACUCUGAUUUUCCUCUGAAUAUGGCAAAGGCAAAUGUAGUUGAAAUAUCUGUCACUCCUUUCAAGGUAUCCGGAGACUCAUCGAAUAAACCAGUUCCAUAUGGUGAACUACAACAGGCAGAGUCAAGUAACCACAAUGCUGAUUCAGUAUCUAAUAAGCCUAUUGUAACAAAAAUCAGAAUCCAAGAUGUACUUCAAUCAGUACCAGAUGAGUCAUUUGAAAGUCAAUUGGCAGCCAGGAACAGGGAUAUGAAGGGUAAAUCAGUCUCCAAACAGUCGAUAUCUAGCCCACAGGCUGAUUCUGCAUCAAACAAUUCUAUUGUGAUGCCACGUCUAUUACACUCAUUAAAUAGGAAUAAUCUUACUAAACUGAAAGUGAAGUGUGAGCCAGCUUCAGUGCCUAGUGGUUCAACCAAAUGCACUGAAGUUAAUAAAAGUGAUACUACUAUGUCUACAUCAAAAUCAUGUUGUCCCAAAGAAUCAGUCACCCCUGCAUCUACUGUUCCAGAAAGUAAUACAACAGAUAUUGAUUGUGGUGCAGUCAAAACCGUUUCUGGCAUAAAUAGCUUCAGCAGUGGUCAAGUCAGUGGAGUGAAAGAAAGUGAAUUCUCUACAUCACAAGAAGAAGGGGAGUGCUCCCAUAGUUCCAAAAGCAGCACUUGUGAUUAUAGUUGCAGCACUAGCUUUAGUGAAGAGAGCCAUCAGAGUGGUAUUGUUGUUAAAGGAUGUAGACCUCACAUGUCGAAGGAUGUGAGAUGGGUCGCCAUUAGUCACAUCUUAAAUCAGCAAGCAAGAUUGUGUUUAAAUGACUUUAAGCUACUCAAACGACUUGGUUGUGGAGAUAUUGGAACAGUUUAUCUUGCUGAACUAGUUGGCUUUGAAUGCUUGUUUGCUUUGAAGGUCAUGGAUAUUGACUUCCUGGUUAGCAGAAAAAAGUUGCUAAGAGCACAAACAGAAAGAGAAAUAUUGGAAAUGCUAGACCAUCCAUUUCUUCCUACCCUCUACUCACAUUUUACAACAGAUAACCUCUCGUGUUUGGUCAUGGAGUAUUGUCCAGGUGGUGACUUGCAUGUUUUGCGACAAAAGCAACCUGGAAGGAGUUUCUCUGAGGCAACAGCUAGGUUUUAUGUUGCAGAAAUUCUCCUUGCUUUGGAAUACCUGCACAUGCUGGGUGUUAUUUAUCGGGAUCUAAAACCGGAAAACAUCCUGGUCCGUGAAGAUGGUCAUAUCAUGCUCUCUGAUUUUGACUUGUCUCUCAGGUGCUCAGUGAGUCCUACUCUUCUUGCAUCCACAUACUUGGGUGCACAAGACUAUGAAAAGAAACUCGUAGGACCUUGUGCUGAGAAUAGCUGCAUUGACCCUCUUUGUCUUCGGCCAACCUGUGUUCAAGUUUCUUGUUUCACACCCCGAUUGAUAACCUCCACAGCCCCAAAUAUAGGAAAACUAAAAUCUGACAUGGGCGGUCAGGUAAGACCGCUUCCACAAGUUGUGGUGGAGCCAACCGAUGCAAGAUCCAAUUCCUUUGUUGGGACCCAUGAAUACUUAGCCCCUGAGAUCAUUAGAGGAGAUGGACAUGGGAGCACUGUGGACUGGUGGACCUUUGGGAUCUUAUUGUAUGAGCUACUUUUUGCUAGAACACCUUUCAAAGGGCUGGGAAAUGAUGAAACACUGACCAAUGUGGUGACACAGAGCUUAAGGUUUCCCGAGAACCCAUCUGUUAGCUUUCAUGCCAAAGAUUUGAUUAGGGCUCUCCUAGACAAGGAACCAGAAAACAGGCUGGGAUCAGCCACAGGAGCUGCUGAAAUCAAGCAGCACCCUUUCUUUGCUGGGAUAAAUUGGGCCUUAAUACGCUCUUCUCCACCACCUGAGACACAAGGCAGUGACUUUGGAACUCCUGUGCUUAUUCGCAAGAAAAAAGAAGGAAGGUGUCUUGAUUUCAGGUCGAAUGGACAUGAUGUGGAGUUUGAGUUGUUCUAGCGCAUUGUCCUUCCAACCUGUAAUCUUCCAGUUCUUCUGAUUACAUAAAUGUAGGCCUAAGUUCUUAUUCCUUGUCUAUGGUAUAUUGUAUUUGUUUAUACAAACGAUCUCGCCAUUGUCUACCACUUUUCUACUCUUCGUGCAUAUACUUAUUGAUAGGAAACGUAGUCAUGUGUACAAAAACGUCGUGUAUUCCAGCCUUAAGUGGGUAUUACUCUAUUUACGUUCAUGGCAGCUUCAA